Messenger RNA from Trichoderma citrinoviride, 474 nucleotides. RefSeq lists its product as hypothetical. The transcript is spliced from 5 exons. The record is from RefSeq and is a predicted model, not a curated record. Bases 1 to 474 code for a protein of 157 amino acids. NCBI's taxonomy places the organism in Eukaryota, Fungi, Ascomycota, Sordariomycetes, Hypocreales, Hypocreaceae.
AUGGACGUCGAUGAAUCUGACCCUCAGCACGAAGAGAUCUGGGACGACUCUGUCCUGAUUGACUCCUGGAACGAUGCUCUGCGGGAGUACAAGAAAUACCACAGCAUCCGCGCAAAGGGCGGCAGCAUUCGAGACCUGGAACAAGCCGAGGUCGAUUCGGCCAAGGCAGACGUUACUCCCAAGAUAGAAGAAUCGACGGAUACCCAGGGACACGUCCCCGAUCUGUCGGAUAAAGGUGCCGAUGCAGCAGAUGAUGCUCCCGCCGAGAAGCAGUCAGAGAGCACGCAGCCAGCGCACGGCUUGAACUCUCUGCCCAACGCGUUUCCGUCUCAGGCAAUACUUGGCACAGUGCGCGACGAGAAUCUGAAAAAGCUCCUCAUGUCUUGGUACUACGCCGGCUAUUAUACCGGCCUGUUUGAGGGACAACAGCAAGGACAGCAACAACCACAGCAGAAGAUGGAGCAACAGCCUUGA